AUGGCGUCCCUACCGGCGCGUCGCAUACGAAACUUUAGCAUCAUCGCGCACAUCGAUCACGGGAAGUCCACGCUGGCGGACACGCUGCUGAUGCGGACGAAGACGGUGAAGGAGCGGGACAUGGUGAAGCAGGUUUUGGAUAGCAUGGACUUGGAGCGCGAGCGGGGGAUCACGAUCAAGCUGAACAGCGCGCGGAUGGAUUACGUGGCGAGCGACGGGGAGCUGUACGUGCUGAAUUUGAUCGAUACGCCGGGACACGUGGAUUUUUCGUACGAGGUGUCGAGAUCGUUGGCGGCGUGCGAGGGGGCGUUGCUCGUGGUGGACUCGAGCCAGGGCGUGGAGGCGCAGACGGUGGCGAACGUGUACUUGGCGCUGGAGAAUGAUUUGGAGAUUUUCACGGUGCUGAAUAAGAUUGAUUUGGCGGGGAGCGAACCGGAUCGGGUGAAACAGGAGAUCGAGGACGUGUUGGGGUUGGACGCGAGCGACGCGAUUUUGGCGAGCGCGAAGGCAAACAUCGGGAUGGACGACAUCUUGGAACGCAUCGUGCAGGUGGUGCCACCGCCUCGCGACACCGCGAACGAACCGCUUCGGGCGUUAAUCUUCGAUUCGUAUUUCGAUCCCUAUCGCGGUGUCGUCGCCGUGUUCCGAGUCAUGGACGGGACGAUGAAGACGGGGGACGCGAUGAAGAUGAUGGCCACGGGCGCGACUUUCGCUGCGGAUGAGAUCGGCAUCAUGCGUCCAGACAAGGUGCCGGUGAAAGAGCUCGGCCCUGGUGAGGUCGGCUACAUCAUCGGUGGCAUCAAGUCAGUCGCGGAUGCGCGCGUCGGGGACACGAUCACGCUCUCAAAGAAUCCCGCCGCCGAGGCGCUGCCGGGUUACUCAAAGUCGGUGCCGAUGGUGUUCGCGGGAAUCUUCCCCACCGAUACCGAUCGAUACGAUGACUUGCGCGAAUCUCUCCAACGGCUGCAAAUCAACGACUGCUCGCUGUCGUUUGAACCCGAGCAAAACAGCGCCAUGGGCACGGGCUUUCGCUGCGGUUUCCUCGGGUUGCUUCACAUGGAAAUCAUCCAAGAACGACUCGAGCGCGAGUAUGAUUUAGAUUUGAUCACCACCGCACCUUCGGUGGUUUACAACGUGUAUAGAACAGAUGGAACGAUGGAUUCGAUAUCCAAUCCGGCGGACUUGUGCCCGCCAGAGCUUCGCGAACGAAUCGAGGAACCGUACUGCAGAUUGGACAUGAUCGCCCCUUCGGAUUACGUGGGCACGCUCAUGGAACUUGCGAGCCAACGGCGUGGAGAGUUCAUCGACAUGACGUACCUUUCCGAGACGCGUACCUCAAUCAAGUACGACAUACCUUUGGCCGAGGUCGUCACGAAUUACUUCGACGACAUGAAGUCGCGUUCUCGCGGGUACGCCUCGAUGGAGUACGCCAUCACGGGGUACCGCCAGAGCGAUCUCGUGCGCUUGGACGUCUUGAUCAAUCAAGAGCCGGCCGAUCCGUUAGCGGUGAUCACGCACCGCGACAGGGCAUACAGCAUCGGACGUCAGCUCGUCGACAAGCUCAAAGAGCUCAUUCCCCGCCAAAUGUUUCGCAUUCCGAUUCAAGCCGCCAUCGGCAACAAAGUCAUCGCCGCCACUUCCAUCUCCGCGAUGCGCAAGGACGUCACCGCCAAGUGUUACGGCGGCGACAUCUCGCGCAAGAAAAAGCUGCUCAAAAAGCAAGCCGCGGGUAAAAAGCGCAUGAAGCAAUUCGGCAAGGUGGAAGUUCCUCAAGACGCGUUUUUAGCCGUCUUGAGCGUCGACGGCGCCGCGGAUUAA
Molecule: messenger RNA, 1818 nt
Organism: Ostreococcus lucimarinus CCE9901
Lineage: Eukaryota; Viridiplantae; Chlorophyta; Mamiellophyceae; Mamiellales; Bathycoccaceae
Exons: 2
Coding region: 1-1818 (605 amino acids)
Biological process (GO): positive regulation of translation
Molecular function (GO): ribosome binding; GTP binding; GTPase activity
Source: RefSeq, a predicted model, not a curated record